UAAUUGAAUAACUUCACUGCUGUUUUUCUGUCACCUUUUGACUUUGACAAUAACGAUAAAAAAUCAGAUUUUGUGAAAAAUUUUGAAGAAGCCUGUUUUUUGCUAUUAAUUAUUCGUGAGUAGAUGUUCAAAAGGCGAAUCAUUCAAUUGAUUGUUGCCUUAGAAAUCCCAGUUUGAAAACAUAUCAAUCGAGUCACUAUAAAGCACAAGUUUACUGCAAUAUUGCAAGUGAAAGGGAAACUUUGCAAAGCUGGAUCUAUUGCUGUACUUUUUAAAAAAAUAUGACCAACUUGCAGAUAGAAAACCUAGUCAACUCUAGCAGAUUCCCAGAUAAAGGCAAGAGCAUCCUUCUGGCUCUCUUAUACUUACCAGUGGGCCUACUGCUGCUUUUGCUAAGAUGCAUGUUAGUCUUCAUCUUUUUCAUUCUGGGACAGAUCCUUCCAAACACACCGCCAAUUCAUUCUUUCCUGAGCAAUUUUGCAUGCCUGUGUUUUGGCAUUAUAGUAUCUGUUGAAAACCGGAAAACGAAGGAGAAUGUUGAAGUUUUCGUCAGCAAUAGCUUGUCGAUUUUUGAUCAUGUGGCCAUCAGUAAAGCUAUUGGAACCGUCUUGCCGCUGAAUAAAACGCCUCUGCAAAGUCUGCCCGCUUAUGGGACUACUGAUUUCGGUUCGAUAAACAACACAGAGACGUUCAAACGGAAGCUGGAAGCAGUGACUAAGGACAGAAAAACACCCAUCCUGGUUUGCCCUGAGGAGUCCACCACCAAUGGCAACGCCCUCUUGAAAUUCAACUCAAAGUACUUCAAGUUUUUCCAAAAAGUCCAGCCCCUGUGCAUCACGAUUAAAAGGCCAGUGGUCAACAUUGCCAUUUCCACUCUGGGUUCGACCUACAUGAACGAUAUCAUUUACUUCAUGUUCUCCCCGUUUACUAACUACAGCAUCAAAUUCCUGCCUUCAAUGGACAAGAAGAGUCUUUCAGAGGACGAGUUCGCUGAUGUGGUUCGCCAGAAUAUAGCUGCAGAACUGAAGAUUGAAGCUACACAGUUUAGCUCAUCAGAGGUUGCAGAAUGGUCCAAGCGACGUCUGGAUGAGGAAAGGCGACGCAAUCAAGAGCAGACCAAUGGUCGCUCGUCAUUGACUCGCUUUGCCAAUCCCCAAGUCUUGAGGAUGGUGUCCCAAGUCAAGGAAGUGCUACCGCAUGUGCCAAUCCAGGCCAUCUAUAACGAUUUGGCUGUGACUAGAAGUGUGGACACAACAAUCACAAACAUUCUCGAAGGGCGCGUGCGGUUCACGCCUGAAGCGAGCCGAUCAGCUGCAGCUGUGCCGUCGACAUCCAGUCAGCCGUCCACCUCUCCAAACAAGAGCACGAUUGCUACCGGAGUGGCUGCAGCGCCUUUUUCGCAUCUGCACAUGGCAGCAUCGACAUUCGGUAAAAAUGCUUCGGAACGUACGCGAUCGUUCCAGGAGCGCAAAGAGCAGCUGAUUGCUGCUGCCAGACGUCGGUAUAUCGAGAAACACAAUCUGGAACUACCGCUGUAGCGGCGCCCCAGUUUAAAGCGAAACUCGCUACUCUGUUUAACAUCUAGAAAAGUAUACAUAUUUUUUUCAAAUUGCUUGCUUUGUCCACCGGUUGGGUCAAAUUUUUCAGUUUAAGCGUAUUUACUGGGUUGUUAAAAACAUGUUUAUUGACUAAGUUUUUUUGGGGCGAGAUUCAACCAAGUGAGUCUUCUUCUACUAUAGGCAAAAAAUCUCCUGCUUCAUCUUGUUCAGUUUAGCAAGUAUGAACAUGUAGACUAGACGUUCAUUUAUCUACUGUCAAUGUUCGCCACACCUACUGAGGAAAGCUGCGUUCAUCAAGGUUUUUUAAUGGGGAGUUAUAUAGACACCCUGUACAAGUGCCAAGUGCGGCGAUAUUUGCAAUAACCGAGUUUUUGAGUGUUUUAAAAAAUUUGGCUGUAAUUGCGUGACAAAUGGAGUUAAAUUGUGCGAAAACGUUUUAGCCAUCAGGGUUUUAACCGAUGUUUUAAAACAGUUGCUAACACAUGUUAACAGUGCAAUGGUUUUGGUGGAAAUAUUGUUACAGUUCGUUUCAGUUAAUUAAGUUACAUGAGCAUACACGCGUCCGGACUAGAAAUUUAAAAUUGAAAAUUUCUAUGUAUAGACUAUAAUAUAUGUAUAAUUAAAAAGUUCGUAUGAAACCUA
Messenger RNA from Dendroctonus ponderosae (mountain pine beetle), 2201 nucleotides. Its product is annotated as lipid droplet-regulating VLDL assembly factor AUP1. Bases 282 to 1538 code for a protein of 418 amino acids. Lineage: Eukaryota; Metazoa; Arthropoda; Insecta; Coleoptera; Curculionidae. Gene Ontology annotation, cellular component: membrane. The record is from RefSeq and is a predicted model, not a curated record. Gene Ontology annotation, molecular function: ubiquitin binding. The transcript is spliced from 7 exons.